AUGGAAAGGAGGUCAAAGGAUAGAAAUUUGAUGUGGAAGCAAACAUUGAAGGACAAAGGGCAAGAAAGAGAAUUUGACAUGUUACGAGCAAUUGAGGAGGUACCAGAACAAGAGUCCUAUAUUUGGGUGGGCUUUACACCCAAAGUUACUCGUAGCAUUUGGUGUCCAUUCCGGUAUGUUCUCUCUCGUAAAGCGUUGGUUCAUUCGAAAGAAACAAAGGCUCUAGAUUCUAAACCUAACUAG
Molecule: messenger RNA, 243 nt
Organism: Dovyalis caffra
Lineage: Eukaryota; Viridiplantae; Streptophyta; Magnoliopsida; Malpighiales; Salicaceae
Source: the annotation of a GenBank genome assembly